Molecule: messenger RNA, 345 nt
Organism: Macrosiphum euphorbiae (potato aphid)
Lineage: Eukaryota; Metazoa; Arthropoda; Insecta; Hemiptera; Aphididae
Source: the annotation of a GenBank genome assembly
AUGGAAAAUAAAAUUCAAUUAAUUCAAUCCAAAAAAGGCAAACAGUUAGUUCUUUUAAAUUUUAAUAAGUAUAGGCAUGUAAGAACACGUAAAGACGGAAUGCAUAAAUGGCUUUGCACAGUUAAAACUUGCUACGCAAGUAUAGUUACUGAUGGGCAUAAGACGUCUAUUGUAAAUAUUAUUGGUGAACAUACGCAUGAAUCUAAUUCUCUAGUGAAAAUAGAACGACAAAUUUUGCGAGAAAAUUGUAAAAGACAAGCAGAAGAUGGAAUUUCAACACGACCUAUCAAAAUUAUUAGAAAAGAACUAAUGAAUAGUGUAAUGUGCAGUGUAGUGCCCUACUGA